Messenger RNA from Vanessa tameamea, 874 nucleotides. Its product is annotated as ubiquinone biosynthesis O-methyltransferase, mitochondrial-like. NCBI's taxonomy places the organism in Eukaryota, Metazoa, Arthropoda, Insecta, Lepidoptera, Nymphalidae. Gene Ontology annotation, molecular function: 2-methoxy-6-polyprenyl-1,4-benzoquinol methyltransferase activity. The record is from RefSeq and is a predicted model, not a curated record. Gene Ontology annotation, biological process: ubiquinone biosynthetic process. Gene Ontology annotation, cellular component: mitochondrion. The transcript has 6 exons. Bases 18 to 851 code for a protein of 277 amino acids.
UGAUAAUUCAUAAGGCUAUGGCUAAGCAUUUGUUAAGUGAAUCAAAAUGCAUCUUCAGAUUAUUGCGCGUCCAGAAUAGCUGCCAGGCAAGGCGAAUUCAGACAACAGUGGAUGCUUUAGAUGUUCACAGGCAUAGCCAACUUAUGAAUAAAUGGUGGGAUCUUGAUGGACCAGUAAGACUACUGCAUGCCCUAAACGAUAUUCGCAUACCCUUUAUUCAAAAAGGACUAGCUCUAACACAAGAUAACUUGUCUUCGGUAUUAAAAGGAAAAACAAUAUUGGACGUCGGUUGUGGAGGGGGAAUACUAUCAGAGGGCUUGGCAAAGUUGGGAGCCAAAGUUGUUGGUAUUGAUGCAAGCAAAGAGUUAAUUGAGGUAGCAAAAUACCAUGCGUCUAAUAACAAAGAGUUGAUUAAUAAUUUACCAACAUAUAUAAACACUACAAUGGAGGAACAUUCCACUAUUCAUGCGGAAAAGUACGACGCCGUUGUAGCUUCGGAAAUAAUAGAGCAUGUCGUCGAAAAAGAAUUGUUUCUGGAAUCGUGUGUACGCGCUACGAAGCCAAACGGAAAAUUAUUCUUUACAACACCCAGUAAAACACGGAUGGCUCAAUUUUUCAUUAUAUUUGUCAAUGAAAGAAUACUACAUGCAAUUCCGAAGGACACUCAUCAAUAUGACAAACUUUUAACUCCAAGUGAACUUGAAUCUAUGUUGGAGAAAAAUAAUUGCAAGGUGGAAUCGACGCGAGGUUUUGUUGCUCAUCCUAUAUCGAACAGAUGGACGUGGACCAAUCACAAAUUGUUUAUGUUCGCGAUGCAAGCUGUUAAAUUAAAACAAAAUCAAUUAUGUUAAAAACCUUUAAAACUACGAAGUAC